AUGGAGCACCAACAUCCCAUGUCAUCGCGGGCGGUGCAAUCACCAGGAUUAAUUUCUUUGUCAGCCGCGGAUGCUACGGCCGCUGGUUCUUCUCGAACGAAUAUUGAAACUCUUAGGCAUGAGCCCUAUCACGGGCAUAUUAUGUGCAAAAACGUUAUGCCUCCGCUGCAACAGACAGCUACUUUUGUGUCUCGGCCAGCAAUGCCGCUAGCUUCACAUGCAGUCGCCCGUUCGGCUCCGCAAAAUGAAGUGAAGCAGUGUCCAAGUUUGAAUCUUUUACGGUCUCAAUCACUAACGCACAAUGUGAUACCUAAUCACCCGUUGAUACCGCCAAGUCGCUUCAUAAGCGGAUCGCGUGGCUUCCAUCCUCUUCAAGCU
Ostertagia ostertagi is the source of this 378-nucleotide messenger RNA. Lineage: Eukaryota; Metazoa; Nematoda; Chromadorea; Rhabditida; Trichostrongylidae. The record is from the annotation of a GenBank genome assembly.